AAAAGCGUGGGUGCUUCAAUGCGCCAUCUCUCUCUCUCUCUCUCUCGGUUCUUCUGGUGGCUGACUCUUUCUCCCACACACCACAAAGACAGCCACACACACAGCAGAGAAGACACACAGAAAUCGAAGAAGAAAGGCAAUUUGCAAACGCUGCUGCUGCCGCUGCCGCCUCUGUGUGUGUGUGUGUGUGUGCGCGCGCGCGUGCGUGUAUGGUGCGAUACACAGACAACUGGACAAGGCAAGAGUAGCAAUUUGCAAGUAAUACGCAGAGAGAGAGGGUAACAGUCGUCACCAGUUGGGAGCUAACCCUAGACUUUAUUCCUCAUAUCACCCUUCAUAUAAUUCUCUGCUCUCUCCCUCAUCCACUCUACUCAAGCAUGAACAAGUUGGGCAGAGGCCACCGGGACAAAGUUCACCAGUUUAUGACCAUUACUGGCACUAGUGAAAAGGCUGCAUAUCAGGCUUUGAAGGCUAGUGAUUGGCAUCUUGAAGGAGCCUUCGACGCAUUCUACAGUCAACCCCAACCAAAAUCAUAUACUGAUGCUAGGCGCUUGGAAGAUCUUUACAACAGAUAUAAAGAUGCUUAUGCGGAUAUGAUUAUGGCUGAUGGAAUCACUCUUUUGUGCAGUGACAUUCUGGUCGAUCAUCAGGAUAUUGUCAUGUUGGUACUUUCAUGGCAUAUGAAGGCUGCUACUAUGUGUGAAUUUUCAAAGCAGGAGUUCAUUGGUGGAUUGCAGUCUCUAGGGGUGGAUUCAAUAGAGAAAUUGAGGGAAAAAAUACCAUUUAUGCGUUCUGAGCUUAAAGAUGAUCAAAAGUUUCGAGAGAUCUAUAACUUUGCUUUCGGAUGGGCAAAGGAGAAGGGCCAGAAGUCUUUGGCAUUAGAUACUGCAAUAGGGAUGUGGCAGCUGCUUUUUGCUGAGAAGCAUUGGCCAUUGGUUGAUCAUUGGUGCCAGUUCUUGCAGGCACGACAUAAUAAAGCUAUAUCGAGGGACACCUGGUCUCAACUCCUCGAGUUUGCAAAGACUGUGGACCCCCAACUCUCAAACUAUGAUGUUGAUGGUGCUUGGCCUUAUCUGAUUGAUGAAUUUGUGGAAUACUUGAUUGAAAAUGGCAUAAUCCAAAAUGGUCAGUUGAGUGAUUGGACACAGAAGCAUUGAUGCUAAUAGAAAUGAGUGGUAUGGUGGAUUUGAGAACCGCGAUUACUGGUAUGUUGUUUGGAAAAAUCAAAAGGAAGAGAGGUUUUUUUUUUUUUUUUUUUUUGGUGUAUAAAACAAGAUACUGGAAAAACUGUGAUGUGGUGCUGCAGGUUGAGUGGAAAUUGAUAUGCUACAGUGGUUUUAUGAUCUUGGAAAGCAAUUGUUAUUGAUGUUGUUGGUUGGGCUCUUGCUUGCGAGCCAGUGAGUGCUGUGUAACACACACUAGCAGCAGCUGAAUCCACAGAUGUUUUGAGUAGCCUGCCUAUUGGCUUUCAGUUUUUUUUUUUUAAAAAAAAUUAUUAUUAUUGAACUGCAGUGCGGAGAUGAUGCAGGCCUGAUUCCAGUUUAGUAGUCAAGUAAUUAUGAUCUUCUUUUCUUUUUUUUGAAGGGAUUAAUGAAUUGUAAUUUUAGCAAAGACAGUGGUAUAUAUAGUCGGGAAGGAAAAUACAAGCAAAGCAAUGGCACUAGUUGUAGUAGUAGUAUUGAA
Messenger RNA from Coffea eugenioides, 1683 nucleotides. Its product is annotated as DCN1-like protein 1. Gene Ontology annotation, cellular component: ubiquitin ligase complex. The coding region runs from base 378 to 1157 and encodes 259 amino acids. Gene Ontology annotation, biological process: positive regulation of ubiquitin-protein transferase activity; protein neddylation. The record is from RefSeq and is a predicted model, not a curated record. Gene Ontology annotation, molecular function: cullin family protein binding; ubiquitin-like protein binding; ubiquitin conjugating enzyme binding. Lineage: Eukaryota; Viridiplantae; Streptophyta; Magnoliopsida; Gentianales; Rubiaceae. The transcript has 11 exons.